AUGCGGGAGACAACGACGACGAUCCGAACAACCACAACAUUCUGGCUUCUUGCCGUUCAACCCGCUAUUAUUAUGGCUGACACUUGUUUAAGUCAACCUCAACUAGUCGGCGUUGUAUUCGGCUCUGUUGGUGCUACAUUAGCCAUAUGUAUAGGGAUUGCAACCGUUUUCUGGAUAGUUUUAAGGAGAAGCGAAAACUCUACAAAAACUGUCGAGACAGGUAUGACAAAUGGUUUGUGUGACAUUGAAGGAAAAAAUUGUGGAACUCAAGCGAAAGUUUCACAACGUGACCAGGUGACAAUGAUCGAUUCCUUUAAAUUACCAAGGAAACUUCUCGACACCGGUACACAAAAAUCAUUUUCCGUUGAAAAUGUGAACGAGGCUAGUGGAAAAGUGGGCGUGCAACUAAAAAGUGAGAACGCUGGAGGGUUUGGUAUGACUAUUCAAGGAAACAUGAACGAAGGUAUUUAUGUAAAAGAAAUUGCACCAAUGGGUGCAGCUGACCAAACUGGAAAUAUCCUUCCUGGAGAUCGCAUCAAAACGUUAACAAUUUGUUUCGAUAAUAUGGUAUAUGAGGAUGCGUUGACGUUAUUGAGCUAUGCCUCACCGUAUCGAGUUAAAUUCGAACUUGAACGAAAAAUUGAGACACCUCCACCAAUGGAUGGUGAAGCAACAAAUGCUCGAAUUCAUCCAUUGUUCAGAAGUAACACGCUCACUCAUAUACAGUUCAAUCCUACAAGCAGAGCCUCCUCCAGAGCCUCAUCAGCUGAGACGACAGAAAAAAUCGAAAAACCAAGUUCACCCGAGAGUGAUGAGAAACUUACGAAAACGUCAGUUGAGAACUCUCGAAAAAGUGACGACAUAGAGAUGGUGGAACAGAAAUCGGAACAAACGAACGUUAUGAACACACCCUCACCUGAACCUUUGCUCACAAAAGUGAUCAGUGAAGUGGCUGACAGUACUACCAUAGAUACGGAUAUGUCAAAAAUGGAAAGCAGUGAUUACGCAUCGGAUAACACAUCUGAAUAUCGUGAAAGUGAAUCUGAUUACGGUAACGGUAGUCAACUGAUGUUGUCACCGCAACAUUCACAGCAUACAAUUAGUGAUCGAAUGGAGAUCACUGACGUAAUUGCGGACAAGCCAAUGACAUCUCCAACAUCUCUUCCACCCAAAGUUGAAUACUGUAAAGCUCUACCGCCAAAGUCAAAGCCGAUCACUUCACGGUCACCAUCACCAAAGGUGAAACUCACGUCAAAAUCUCCUUCUCCAGUGCCACCAAUCAAGGAAGAAAUCCAUGAACAAAAAGAAACGAUAACCUCACCGAAAAGAACGUCGCCAAUCAGUAAAAUUCCAUCUGGACCUACGCAACGAAUUGUGGCGGAUUCUUCGCAAGGACCGCCUGAAUUUAUCGAAGCGAAGACAUCGCGUAUUCCAAAGCGAACAGAUAGCGUGAAAACGCCUAUCAUCGAACGUAAACUACCACAACUUCCAAAAUCUGUCACUCAGCGGAGUCACAGCACUGAGGACAAGGAACGUGGCGACGUUUGGAGUAGACUUUAUAUGGAUAAGAAGGCGAAUUUAAGAAAAACUCGUGAAAUGAGUGUAGUAACCAGAUCAGUAACUGGAGAACAGGAGAUCACAUCGACGAUCACCUCACCGUUACAAUCUCCGAAACCAAAUCGAACCUCAGCAGCUGAGCUUAGAUUUGGGACCCUUGAUCGUGAGAAAAGGGAACGUCUAGCAGCAAAUCAAGAUGUGUUGGAUCGACAAACAGAAGAAUUACGAAAGUUAGGCAUUUUGUAA
Necator americanus (New World hookworm) is the source of this 1803-nucleotide messenger RNA. RefSeq lists its product as uncharacterized. Gene Ontology annotation, biological process: regulation of RNA splicing. Bases 1 to 1803 code for a protein of 600 amino acids. Lineage: Eukaryota; Metazoa; Nematoda; Chromadorea; Rhabditida; Ancylostomatidae. The record is from RefSeq and is a predicted model, not a curated record. Gene Ontology annotation, cellular component: nucleus; cytoplasm. Gene Ontology annotation, molecular function: protein binding. The transcript is spliced from 14 exons.